Carassius carassius (crucian carp) is the source of this 2637-nucleotide messenger RNA. RefSeq names its product taxilin gamma (gene txlng). NCBI's taxonomy places the organism in Eukaryota, Metazoa, Chordata, Actinopteri, Cypriniformes, Cyprinidae. The record is from RefSeq and is a predicted model, not a curated record. Gene Ontology annotation, biological process: regulation of cell cycle. Gene Ontology annotation, molecular function: syntaxin binding. The transcript is spliced from 9 exons. The coding region runs from base 237 to 1604 and encodes 455 amino acids.
ACCACCAUUAACAUAUCUAACACCGAGAAGGGCUUGCUGAACACACGCGAAGGGAGCCAGGAACUGUUAGCCGUAAAUGCGUGUGAUUUACGAAGGAAGUAGCGUUAGCCCGCUAGCCAACUUACGAGAGCACUCUCAACUCACCUUAUCAGAAUAUUAAAGCUAAACUUUGGGCUCUACAACGGCGACUUGUUGUUAUUUAUUUCUCUGAUAUAAAAGUGACGCGUGCUGAAGUCAUGGAGGACAUCAUUGGGGUCUGUGGUCUAGAAGCCAGAGGACUCGUCGAAGGGAGCAGUUCACCUCCGGAUGUGGAGACCCCGUCCCAGGAUAACGUGGAGGAUUUCAGCGGGCUGGUGAGCAGUGAGGAGGAAAGAGGGGAGACGCCUGGAAGGGAGGAUAGUAACCUUGACCCCCUCGAUGGGGAGUCGGACCCUAACGCUGAGAAAACCAAGGACCAUAAUGCAUUUGGCAAAGAGGUUUUGUUGCUGAUGCAGGCGCUUCACACCUUAGCCACCCCAGAAGAAAAACUUGCUGCCCUUUGUAAGAAAUAUGCAGACCUGCUGGAGGAGAGUCGCAGCAUGCAAAAGCAGGUGAAGGUGUUGCAGAAAAAGCAGAACCAGGUGCUGAAAGAGAAGAUCCACCUGCAGAGCGAGCACAGCAAGUCCGUCCUGGCACGCAGCAAACUGGAGAGCCUUUGCAGGGAACUCCAGCGCCAUAACAAGACCCUGAAGGAGGAGAACGCUCAGCGGUUCAGGGAGUAUGAGGAGCGGCGCAAGGAGGCCACACUGCACUUCCAGAUGACACUCAAUGAGAUUGAGGUCCAGAUGGAGCAGCACAACUCGCACAACAGCAAGCUGCGGCUGGAGAACUUGGAGCUGGCUGAGAAACUCCAGAAGCUCAUCGAGCAGUACGAGCUCCGCGAGGAGCACAUCGACAAGGUGUUCAAACACAAGGAACUGCAACAGCAGCUGGUGGACGCUAAACUCCAGAGGACUGCUGAGCUGAUGCGAGAGGUGGAGGAGAAACAGCAAAGAGAAAGAGAGUUUCUUCUGAAGAACGCGACCGAGUCCAGACAUAAAUGUGAGCUGAUGAAGGAGCAGGAGCAUCAGUUAAAGCAGCAGCUCACUCUGUACAUGGACAAGUUCGAGGAGUUUCAGACCACCCUCGCCAAGAGCAAUGAGGUCUUCACCACCUUCCGACAGGAGAUGGAGAAAAUGACAAAGAAGAUCAAGAAGCUUGAGAAGGAGACCACACUAUGGAGGACCAAAUGGGAGACCAACAACCAGACUCUACUGCAGAUGGCAGAAGAGAAAACAGUGCGAGACAAGAAUUACAAGGCCCUCCAAGGGAAACUGGAGAGACUGGAAAAGCUUUGCAGGGCCCUGCAGAGAGAACGCAACGACCUGAACCAGAAACUCUGUGACCUUCAGGGCCCAGCGAAAGAUCCUGAGGAAGAAGGUACAGGACCCCCUGACCCUCAGCCGCAGGGGCUCAACCCAGAGAUGGAGAGAGAGGUGGAGGGUUUGGAGCCCGAGACAGAGAAACUCAGGCUUCAGCCUGAGGAAGUGGGCUCCACAACAUCCAGACAACUCAUUGGCGACUGAGCCUGGCCUUCCUUUCUUUCUUUUUUUGUGGAGGUAUAUAUUUUUGUCUAAUAAUUAUCAUAAAAUUUAGUGAGGAAAAAGCAGGACAUUAGUGAAGAUGCUAACUGCUCUAUACUUUGGUGGAAAGCACUUUUUACUCCCUGUUUUCUAUAAUAAUGUAUUUUCGUAGGAAAUGGUCAUGUGGUCUCGGACGGCGUCCGUGCAGCUUUGUUUCAUAUGUUUUUCUUUUUUCUCCCCCUUUCUCUGCUCAGCUGUGCUGUGCUUGCACGCUUUUCGUUUCUCUUUAAUAAAAUGUAGCUCUUCGCUCUGACCUCUAGAAUCUGAAUAAAUCAUUUCGGAUGCAAAUAGUGUUAAAUAUUGCUAUUUUAAAAUAACUGUAACUAGUCCACAAGGCAGUCCAGCUCUAGAUGACCAGAUAACCUUGAGACUUGAGAAACAGGGCAUUAAUAACAUUGAAGAUACAUUAACACACUCAACUACUCAUUGGCACUUUGAGUCCAAGCCAAGACUGGUCCAUGACAAGGAUGCCUCGCCUUUAAAGGAAGAUGCAUGUCUUAUAAAUAAGAGAAGGUCAAGACUCCUCACUGCCUGGGACUGGUCUUCAUAUGGGAAUCUGAUUAAGGGCUAGUUUGACUUUGAAAAGGCUGCUACAUCUCCAACAGUUAUGUGAAAUACUAAGACAGGGUCGAACAGUCUCACACCACUGAAGUUGAAGAACUUUCUAUGGGAGGGACUUUUAUGUUAUAUGACAGACGAAGAGAAAGCAUCUUUACCAGCAGGAAAAUGUGUCACAUGCAUUUAUAUAUUGUUAAAAGUUCAUGUCAGCUUCGCAAGCCCUUUUAUUUAAUAGACAGGGUAGUUGUUUUUGUUGGAUCGGGAUUUCCAAGCCACCUAAAGCCAGGCACCCAUUGGAUUACGCAACUGAACUUAUCAAACUGUAAAAUUUAUCUGCUUUUUACCAAAAUUAUAUCAUUGACUGACGUCAAUUUAAAAAAACCCUCUUUUUAUUGAUUUUUUACAUUUCUUAAUUUAC